UCGUAAACUUACGAUUACGUUUACGAUUAUUUCACGUGAACGUAUACGAGCGUUUCACAAAACAUGUCGUAGACGUAGCACUUACGAUUUCCGAGUUACGAGCACUUUAGGAACUCUUUAGUGCUGGAGGUAAAAUCGACACGAAGCAGACGAACGUAAACAAACCAACCAUGGAGGAGAGAAAAGCGAACUGGUCAGAGGCCAGUAUCAAUCUUUUGGUUGAUCUGGUGACAGAUCCAGAGCGAUGGGCCAUAAUUCGUGGAAAAUUUGGCCCAUCGCUCACCAUCCAGACCAAGCAGAGAGCUUGGUUUGAAAUAACAGAAAGAGUCAAUUCUUGCUCUUCCUGCGUCCGCAGUGUCAAAGACGUUAAGAAAAAGUGGCAAGAUAUACAGAGUCACACAAAGAAGAAGGCGGCCAACAGGAAAUCUGAAAUGAAGAAAACUGGUGGAGGGCCACCUCCUCCAGAACUUAAGCCUUGGGAGGAAAAGAUUGUUGCUGUGCUUUCUAAUGAUAUCAUAUCUGGAGUGGAGGGGGGAUAUGAAUCCCUGAAUGUGAUUUCACCCAUGGAUGAUUGCAUCCAAGAAUGUUCUAAAAAAAGAAAAUAUGAUGAGCCUCUCGAGGGAUGUGAUGCACCUUCAAUUGACAUAAACAAGCCACUACAAAGUGUAGGUGAAGAUGUAUCAGAAAUUAUGUCCACAUGUGCAAAUGGGGAUAGGCCAAUCAACAAAAAAAAGAAGAGAGACGUAGAAAAUUUCACAGUGUCUGCUGUGAAGGAUAGACUUUUGGACAUUGAAGAAGAAAAACUAAAAAUAAUGAAGGAACAUCUUGCCAUUGAAAAGAAAAAGAUGAGCAUCCUUGAAGACUAUGUUACCUGGAGAAAGCAACAGGACAUUUCGCCUUCAGUUUCUCCAGUGAUUAAAGGCCUUGUCAACUUAUGA
Messenger RNA from Saccostrea echinata, 938 nucleotides. RefSeq lists its product as uncharacterized. Gene Ontology annotation, cellular component: nucleus. The transcript is spliced from 9 exons. Bases 171 to 938 code for a protein of 255 amino acids. NCBI's taxonomy places the organism in Eukaryota, Metazoa, Mollusca, Bivalvia, Ostreida, Ostreidae. The record is from RefSeq and is a predicted model, not a curated record.